AUGACCGCCUUUACGGCAGCUAUUAAGGAACUUAGUGACACUUUCACCUCAAUGAAAAAUCAAAUGUCAGAAUUCACGAAGUCCGUAAACCAUUUCUCUGCGGACCUCUCAAAUUUUAGGGAAGAACUAUCAUCUUUAAAAGAACAGCAAAAGGAAACCGCAAGAAUUAAAACAGAAGUAGUGAACCUACGAGCUGAAGUGGCCGAGCUGCGAGAUAUCAUUGCAGCCAAGGACCAGCGUCAACUCCUAAAGGAUGUAGAAAUCUCCGGUCUACCGGAAUCCAAAUCAGAAGACCUUCGGCAAAUAGUCCAUGUCAUCUCGAACAAGCUAGGCAUGCACUUGGACCCCCUAGAGGUGGACGAUGUCAAGAGAGUGGGGGCCCGGCGCGAUGGGGACCAGCAGCGGGCGCGCCCCGUGGUCCUUACCUUUAUACGCCGUGCACCCCGAGAUCAGCUACUAAAAGCAUCAAGAGUUCGACGAGGUCUGACUUCUGCUGAACUCGAGAUCCCAGGGCCGGCUACUCGAGUCUACCUGAACGAACACCUCAGCAAACCAAACCGCAUUCUCUUCAGCAAAGCCAGGAAACUCGGCGCCGAGCUCCGAUUUAAAUAUACUUGGACAUCAAAUGGCAAUAUAUUCAUGCGUCGCACGGACACCAGCUCAGUGACACAUGUGACAUCAGAGGCACUACUCGAAAAACUGAGCCAGCAGCGUCGCCCCGCGGAGGACCCCCGCGCUGCCACAAACCCAGCCAGCGAACUUACUUGCUCCUAA
This is a messenger RNA of Cydia strobilella, 774 nucleotides long. RefSeq lists its product as uncharacterized. Bases 1 to 774 code for a protein of 257 amino acids. The record is from RefSeq and is a predicted model, not a curated record. The transcript has a single exon. Lineage: Eukaryota; Metazoa; Arthropoda; Insecta; Lepidoptera; Tortricidae.